Molecule: messenger RNA, 2011 nt
Organism: Durusdinium trenchii
Lineage: Eukaryota; Dinophyceae; Suessiales; Symbiodiniaceae
Source: the annotation of a GenBank genome assembly
UGGACGGGACAGGAAACAACACGGAAGAGAUCCACGGUGUUCAACCAUGGGCUGGUAUAAAAAAGAGCCCUGUGUCCACAGUUGCGGCGCCUGACUCGUCCGCAAGAGAGUGAUAUAAAAAAGAGCCAAAUGGCUAGACGAAUCAAGUCCGGUAUGGGCAAGUGUCAAGUGAUCCACACAUUUGUCAUUUGUUCAAGCUAGGAUGCCUUGGAUGAACGAUUCCAAGAGAUUCCGAAUUUUCCGAAGGAUGCCAGACAUGCCUCAAGAAGACUUGGUGCGUAUCAUUGGCGUUUGUAACAUCUCUGAGCAAGAUGUGGUGUGCCUUGAAGAAAUGCUAGCAGGGACUUGUCGAAGCAUCGUGGCUCUCCGAUCUUGGUCAUUAUCGGUGAAAUCUCAGGAGUUCAAUCCUCUCAGGAGUCUUCAUGGUCAGACCACGCACAGAGUUUUUUGUCCUGUAUUUGAGACCGGAAUGUUCUCAUCACACAAAAAAUUGGUGACCUUGUCGCUGUCUUCACUUGGUAGAAACGCUCCUAUAUAUCUUUCGAAACACCCAAUUCAUUAUUAUGGGUUUGGGUCACAUUGUAUCGAAAUCAACAGAAUCUUUGCCCAGUGAUGUAGGAAUCCUCGUGGGUUUCCGGCAACUGGCCCAGGAUUUCAGUCUCACCUCUUCGCUAUUCGCUACUGCACUUGGGAGAGAGUAAGGUGAGUAAGGUGAGUAGGUGGACUACUUGACUACCUGGUCCUGGCCUGUUGAGAUCCUGGCUCUCCGAACGGAUCAUCUUUGGCUCCGUCGUGAAGGCGGACCGUCCUUUCGGGCUCCGCCAAACACGCCAUGCUGGAGCCUAUACGACGGGUGGUGGCUCCUUUACGACGUGCGGACAGGUUUCUUCGCUGCUGAUGUUAGCAUUUGGCUCCUAUAUUCUCUUUGAUGCUUACCGUUUGAUGGUUGAUCCCGUGAUCAAUUUCGAAGUGGUGCCAUCGUCCAAUUUGCCCAGUUUCUGCAUGUGCUGCGACAGUGGAGUCCGAUGCGCCAGUGCCUUUGCCUACGUGGCGGCCUGGCGGAACCUGCACCUCGAGCAGUUUUUCCCGACCUCAAGCUUCGUGAGCCCUUUUACUCCUUUAGCUCCUCCCUCGAUUGUGCAUGUGCUGACCUCACGCAGUUUCUGCAUGGAACAGUCGUGGCAGGCAUGACAUGGCUAUGCUGGGACAUGGAGAAUCCCUUUGGGGAACUUGAGCUGCGACCAGAACGAGGGCCAACAGAAACGGUCGAUCUUCCCGGUGCCUCCCAAAUCUGGGGUGAGCUAAAGCAAAAGAAAUUUGGCUACGACUAUAUGUACACCACCACUAUCGAGGACACCUUCACCUUGGAUGUCAAGAGAAGAGAAAACCAGCCGGCCAACACAUCUCUCCCCGCGUCGGGCGCCUAUGUGGAGUUCACAGACAUCGGCAGUGUCGGUGUGAAGGCCAACUUCAGUACCUUUCCGUUCAGCGAGCACCUCAGAGGAUUCUCGGUGAACUUUGAUAGCACUGAAAGGAGCAUCCAUCAGUAGCAUUUGGGCUCUCUUCUUCAUCAAAACGAAUUCCCAGCACGAAAUCACCCAGAUCUACGAUGCUCGCACCCUGCGCUGUGGCCGCUGGAUCUCUGGAAUCCUAUGGCCUGCCACGGUCGAGCCGCUGCCCGAUCCCGACACCGCGGUGGAGACCGGCGGUGUCCCGGACUCGCCCAAGCCGAGCUCGCCAAGCCGAACGGCGACCAGCCACGGUUGAGCGCCGGACAGCCUUGCGUUGAAAGAGCCCAAUCGGCCAGUGCCCAUCUUGGCUCGGUUUUUCUCGACCCUCGCGCUUGGGGCACUCCACUUCAAGGGAGUGCCCCUUGACAGACAGAUCUUGACAGACUCUUCCGGUUUCACCUUUUGUGGCAUCUCAAGGCCGGCUUAGUCGUACCCGUUGUUUGCAGACCUUGCCAAAGAGCUGGGAUAGGUCGGAUAGGUCGUAGGUGUCGCAUCUGCAU